Dicrocoelium dendriticum is the source of this 515-nucleotide messenger RNA. NCBI's taxonomy places the organism in Eukaryota, Metazoa, Platyhelminthes, Trematoda, Plagiorchiida, Dicrocoeliidae. The record is from the annotation of a GenBank genome assembly.
AGGAAACCGUUCUUGUUAUAAUCUAUCGCUUUUAUUGGUUCCACAAAGGCGCGCUACCAUGGCUCCUACUUCAGUGAAGGAUAUAAACGGCCAUGUUUUUGUAAAGGCUCUGGCAGAUUUCUUAAAGAAGUCUGGUAAAGUAAAGCAGCCUGAAUGGACUGAUUUGGUCAAGUUGAAUCGGGCCAACGAACUGGCCCCUUACGAUCCUGAUUGGUUCUACGUUCGUUGCGCUGCAGUUUUGCGUCAUCUCUACUUGAGGCCAACAGGCAUGAAGGGCAUGACUCGCAUCUUUUCUAGGAAGAAACGCAGAGGUGUUAAGCCCUCUCACCGCACCCUAGCAAAUCAGUCCGUCAUUCGAAAGGCACUUCAGCAGGUUGAGGCUCUCGGUCUGUGCACUAAGUUGGAAACUGGCGGACGAUCACUGACACCAGCUGGUCGGCAGGACUUGGAUCGACUUGCUUCGAAGCUGGCGAAAUAGUUUGUACAAAUAAACGAUUACGGUGACUUUGCCUUUA